Messenger RNA from Carassius carassius (crucian carp), 1589 nucleotides. RefSeq names its product mitogen-activated protein kinase 12b (gene mapk12b). The transcript is spliced from 12 exons. Gene Ontology annotation, biological process: intracellular signal transduction; protein phosphorylation. The record is from RefSeq and is a predicted model, not a curated record. Gene Ontology annotation, molecular function: ATP binding; MAP kinase activity. Gene Ontology annotation, cellular component: nucleus; cytoplasm. The coding region runs from base 295 to 1389 and encodes 364 amino acids. Lineage: Eukaryota; Metazoa; Chordata; Actinopteri; Cypriniformes; Cyprinidae.
CAUCAACGUGUUAAGUAUUUUAAAACUAGAAGGAGUCAAUUAAACCCCAUUUACAGAUCCGAUAACAUUUUGAAAAGUCUGCUUUUAGGAUGAUCAAAUGUUUAUUCCAGCGAGUCUCGCGUGCGUAACUGGAAACUUUGAACCGCCCCCAAAAUCUACCGGUGCUCUCUACAAGUUGCGCUACGUCUGCGCUCGUUCUCUGAGAGUUUCUUUAUCAAAAUAUCCGAUGAACAACGAGAACGUAAAAAGGAUAGUUUCACAUUUGAGAGACAUUACUUUCAACACUCUCUGAGGAUGUCAGUCCGAACCAGGGCAGGUUUUUGUCGUCAGGAGAUAAACAGAACCGUUUGGGAUGUGCCGGAGAGAUACAGAGACCUCAUUCAGAUAGGAACCGGAGCAUACGGAACAGUCUGUUCAGCCAUUGACCAUAAGACAGGAGUGCGGGUGGCCAUCAAGAAGCUCCACCGGCCGUUCCAGUCCAGACUGUUCGCCAAACGCGCUUACAGAGAGCUGCGACUGCUCAAGCACAUGAAACACGAGAAUGUUAUUGGACUGCUGGACGUCUUUAGCUCGGAAAUCUUAUUGGACAGAUUUCAGGAUUUUUACCUGGUGAUGCCAUUUAUGGGCACUGAUCUGGGAAAGCUGAUGAAGAUGGAGAGAUUAUCGGAUGACAGGGUGCAGUAUUUGGUCUAUCAGAUACUGAGGGGUCUGAAGUACAUUCAUUCAUCCGGAAUCAUUCACAGGGAUCUCAAACCAGGAAAUCUGGCAGUGAACCAGGAUUGUGAGUUGAAGAUCUUGGAUUUUGGACUUGCACGUCAGGCAGAUUCAGAGAUGACAGGUUACGUUGUGACCCGCUGGUACAGAGCACCGGAGGUUAUCCUCAACUGGAUGCACUACUCACAAACAGUUGAUAUCUGGUCAGUUGGCUGCAUCAUGGCAGAGAUGUUACUUGGAAGGCCACUUUUUAAAGGAAAUGACCAUCUAGACCAGCUGAGAGAGAUCAUGAAAAUCACAGGAACGCCAGCACCAGAUUUCAUCAUGAAGCUACAGAGCCAAGAUGCCAAAAACUACAUCAGAGGUCUACCUAAAGUCCCCAAAAAAGACUUAAACACUAUUUUCCUUAAAGCCAGUUCUGAAGCGGUGAGCGCUCUGGAGAGGAUGCUGGUUCUAGAUCCAGAAAAGCGCGUGAGUGCUGGAGAGGCGCUUGAGCUCCCACUGUUUACGGAGUUCAGAGAACCUGAGGAAGAGACGGAGGCCCUGCCUUAUGAUCACUCUAUGGACAACACAGAAAUGCCUCUCGAUCAAUGGAAACGACACACUUUUACAGAGAUCCUGUCAUUCCAGCCACCCAUUACAGAAAUCAGAGACCCCAAAGAAACAUCCCUCUGAGUGAACGCAGAAGUACAUGUCAUAUGCAUAAAUUUAUGUGAAAAUAUAUGAUAUAUAUAUAUGACUAUAUGACUUUGUAAGUAAAUGUAAGAAAUUGUCACAUUGUUGUUCAGUUAUAAGUUUACUGAUUAUUGUACAGUUAUGUGAAUUCUCUUUAAUUAAAUUACUUAAAAUCCAUGUUUUACCUGGAACCAAAACCA